Molecule: messenger RNA, 237 nt
Organism: Penicilliopsis zonata CBS 506.65
Lineage: Eukaryota; Fungi; Ascomycota; Eurotiomycetes; Eurotiales; Aspergillaceae
Exons: 1
Coding region: 1-237 (78 amino acids)
Cellular component (GO): membrane
Molecular function (GO): electron transfer activity
Source: RefSeq, a predicted model, not a curated record
AUGCAUUUAAUAUCAUAUCAUGAAGUAGUAGGUUCAGGGAACCCUUUAGGUAUUUCAGCUAAUUAUGAUAGAUUACCUUUUGCUCCUUAUUUUGUGUUUAAAGAUUUAAUUACUAUCUUUUUAUUCUUUAUAGUAUUAUCUGUAUUUGUUUUCUUUAUGCCUAAUGUAUUAGGUGAUAGUGAAAAUUAUAUUAUGGCUAACCCUAUGCAAACUCCACCGGCUAUUGUACCUGAAUGA